GCAGUCGUCACUUGUAGGCGGAGAAACAGGGCGGCCGCAAAUAUAUUCUGAGCCUCUUUGUCAGAUUAAGGACACGAGGAUAAGCGAUUGAGGGUGAUUUUUACAAGCCCCGGACGGACUACACCGGGAUUUUUGUUUUUUCUUUUUUAUCGUUUCCACAGACACAAACAUGACUACGGAGAUCGACAUGAAGGAGGUGGACCUCACGAACGAGGUGGACGCUGAGAAGCAGCCCAUGACGGGCGACGGCCAGGCUGCCGGCGGGGAGAAAAACGGCAGCGUCAAGCUGAAGGUCCCCGACGACGAGGUCACAUUCACGGGCCUGUCCAAAGAGGAGCUGAUGAAGGUGGCGGGCACUCCAGGGUGGGUGCGAACCCGUUGGGUGCUGCUCGUUCUCUUCUGGCUGGGCUGGUUGGGCAUGCUGGCCGGAGCCAUAGUGAUCAUAGUCCAGGCCCCUCGCUGUAAACCCAUCCCCGAGAUGAACUGGUGGAACGAAGGACCUCUGUAUCAGAUCUCGGACCUUGAGGCCUUCUCCGAGGGAUUGGAAGGUGUUGAGGCAAAGUUGGACGACUUAAACCAGCUGAAGGUGAAAGGCCUGAUCCUCGGACCUCUUCACAGUGUCCAGGCCGACCAGUCGGAAACUCUGGACCUUAAAGCCUUCGACCCCAAGCAGGGGAAAUCGAAGGAAAGCCUGAAAUCCAUGAUGGAGAAGGCCCAAAAGAAGGGCAUUUCUGUGGUGCUUGACCUGACUCCCAACUACAAGGGAGCUGCCCCCUGGUUCACUGAAAAAAUCGAUGACAUGGUAGAAAAAGUCAAGGCUGCAGCCGAGUACUGGCUGAAUGAGGGUGUUGAUGGCAUCAAGGUGUCUGAUCUCCCUGUUGCCUCGGUCGGAGCUCCGUGGUUGAAACUUCAUCAGACCUUCCAGAGCAACAGCACCGAGGAGAUCAAGAAGAAGUUGCUAAUGGGUGCGGUUCAAGGUAUUUCUGCUAACGAGGUGUCUCAGCUCCUCAACACGUCCGGGGUGGGCCUCGUCCUGUCCGACCUGCUCAGUAGCAACGAGGAAGGAGGAGAGCGCAUCAAGGCCAUGGACGCCCUCCACAGUCAGCAGAGGAGCGUGGGCUGGGGUCUGGGCGCGGCCCAGCAGGACCAACUGUCCAAACGGGCAAAAACUUCGGGCCUGAUCCGACUCUACCAGCUCCUGCUGUUCACCAUGCCUGGGACGCCAGUGUUCAACUACGGAGACGAAAUCGGCCUUCAGGCGACACAGGGUGAAAAAUAUCCUAAGAUGGUUUGGGAUGUUGAAAAGGAGCCUAAAGACGAUGUCACUGAGGAGACGGCUGAGGCGAAUCGCACAGAACGCGCUGACAUAAGGAAGUGGUUUAAAUCCCUGAGCGACCUGCGAGGGAAAGAGCGCUCUCUCCUCCACGGCGACUACUUCCCCCUCCACUCCUCCAACACCUCCCUCGCUUUCCUCCGCCUGUGGGACCAGAGCGAGAGAUACGUAACUGCUGUGAACUGGGGAGCGAAAGAGGAGACUCUGAAACUCAAAUUCCCGCCCACAGAGGGAGCAGAGUGGCCAAAGACGGCCAAGGUGAAGCUGGCGACCGACAAAGACCUGGAGGUGGACUCCGCCGUCAGCCUGGCCGAAGUCAAACUAGGACCUGAGCAAGCCGUUCUUCUGCAGUUCCCUUUCACAGGCUAAAGAUGGCGCCAAAAUAUAGGAGGCCGCCUAGAUUAGACCCUGUUUUUUUUUUAAAAAAAGAAAAAAGACACUAAUUCUUAGGGUAAAAUCAUGUAUUCAAAAAAAAAGGCUUUUUACCAGAAUAAACUGAACUUUGUAUUAGUUUAACCAGAAUUUAAAGGAAAAACCCCACAGAUAGAAAACAUUGGCCAGUACAAGUUCAUUUGAAAUAUGGGGUUUUCUUCAUAAACACUUUUCUUUUAAGUUUUCCGUGUUGGGAAAACACGCAGAGACCUCAGAAAUGCACUCUUUAUCAUGAUCAAUGUAAUUAUCAUUGUUCACGUAUGUGAAAGACAUUCCAUGUUUGAUCUUGAGGGCAUUCCCGCACCAGUCCUGCUGUAUUUUAGUUUUUUUUUUCUUUUUUUUAUUUAAUACGUUUUAUUGAAUUUCCGUUUUAGAGAUAGUUGUACUGACUGUUAUGGUUUCCAAAUAGGAAAUGGGGGGGGAAACAAGUUAACUUUGGACCUAUGUGGCAACGUGAGUAAACGAGUCAAACGAAGCGACCUGAAAUGAGAAUAAAAAGAAAGUUCUGCUCAG
This is a messenger RNA of Mugil cephalus (flathead mullet), 2278 nucleotides long. RefSeq names its product solute carrier family 3 member 2a (gene slc3a2a). The record is from RefSeq and is a predicted model, not a curated record. The coding region runs from base 170 to 1702 and encodes 510 amino acids. Lineage: Eukaryota; Metazoa; Chordata; Actinopteri; Mugiliformes; Mugilidae. The transcript is spliced from 11 exons. Gene Ontology annotation, biological process: amino acid transport; carbohydrate metabolic process.